Messenger RNA from Rosa chinensis, 4431 nucleotides. RefSeq names its product putative disease resistance RPP13-like protein 1. The coding region runs from base 305 to 3538 and encodes 1077 amino acids. The record is from RefSeq and is a predicted model, not a curated record. The transcript is spliced from 5 exons. Lineage: Eukaryota; Viridiplantae; Streptophyta; Magnoliopsida; Rosales; Rosaceae. Gene Ontology annotation, biological process: defense response to other organism. Gene Ontology annotation, molecular function: ADP binding.
UCUCAGCCAUUUCUUCGCAAGAGUAGAGAGGCCGCCUCCUUCAGUCAAUCGGUGCUCAAUUAGCUACAUGCUUUCACAUUUUCCACUAGUAGAGAGGUCUUUAACCAGUACGCAUUCCGUAAAUUUCCUCUGCUUUUCCCACAAGUGAAACCGACUCUUGCUUUUGCCCUUGUUGAUUUGUAUGUUUACUCAGCUCUCAUUCCAUUUGCAAAGGAGGACUAGGAACUUGGAGUAAACGGAGCAACAUAGAUCACAGGAAGCUUGCAAAGGCGAUCAUAUCUGAAGCUUGUUUUGAUAGGAAACCAUGGCUCUGGAAGUUGUGGGUGGAGCUUUUCUCUCUUCUUCUCUUGCUGUUCUGUUUGAUAGGAUGGCUUCUCGUCCGGUUGUUGACUUCAUCCGAGGAAAGAAGACCGCCGCUGUGCUGCUCCACAAGUUGAAGAUGAAGUUGUUGUCGGUUAAUAAGUUGCUUGAUGAUGCAGAGGAGAAGCAACUCAGAAACUCUAGAGUCAGGGAUUGGCUUACUGAGCUUAAAGAUGUUCUCUAUCAUGCCGAUGACCUUUUGGAUGAAAUCAAGACUGAAGCUCUGCGUUGCAAGAUGGAAGUAGAGGAUUCUGGGAGCAGCCGCACAAAUCAGGUACUCGAGUUUAGUUCUACUUCCAUUCAUGAACUUGACGAAAGUCUGGAACCCAGGAUUCUGGACAUUCUUGACAGAUUAGAACUUACUGUCAACGAAAAAGAUGUGCUUGAUUUGAAAGAGGGUGUUAAAGAUAGACCACAAGGAAGACUGCCCACAACUUCUUUGGUGGAAGAGUCCAGUGUAUAUGGAAGGGAUGAAGAAAAGGAGGCCAUUAUCAAGUUAUUGUUAGCGGAUGGUAUAACUGGAAAUAAGACAGAUGUGCUUCCAAUUGUGGGCAUGGGUGGGCUUGGAAAGACCACUCUUGCUCAACUCGUGUACAACGAUGACAGAGUCGAGCAACAUUUUGUCCAUCAAUCAUGGUCUUGUGUUUCAGUAGAAUUUGAUGUUAUCAAAAUAACACAGAUACUUUAUGGGGCGGUCACUUCACAAACUUGUAAUAUCACAGACCUAAACAUGCUUCAAGUUAAACUAAAGGAGACGUUGUCGGGGAAGAAAUUUCUCUUUGUUCUUGAUGAUGUUUGGACUGUGACUAAUGACGAGUGGGAUCUCUUAAGCCGACCCUUUGAGAGUGGAGGUCAUGGAAGUAAGAUCAUUGUCACAACACGUCAUGAAGAUGUUGCAGGCAUUAUAGGUACCCUUCAAAGUCAACAUCUAAUGCAACUAUCUGAGGAAAACUGCUGGUCGUUGUUCUCAAAACAUGCCUUCAAGAAUGCAGGUGUUACUGCAGAUCUGUCGCUUGAAGUGAUUGGAAAACAGAUUGCUCAAAAGUGUAAAGGACUCCCUUUAGCUGCAAAAUCACUUGGGGGUCUUUUACGUUCUGAACCAAAUAUUGAGAAAUGGGAAGAAGUGUUGAACAAUGACAUAUGGGAGUUGCUAGAUAAAAAGAAUGGCAUUUUGCCAGCUCUAUGGUUGAGCUACCAUUAUCUACCUCCGAAUCUGAAGCGUUGUUUUGCUUACUGUUCCAUAUUUCCUCAAGAUUAUGAGUUUCACAAACUGAAACUGGUGUUGCUGUGGAUGGCUGAAGAUCUCUUACCGUCGAAAUCGAAGACUACAUUAGAACAAGUCGGAGAGAACUACUUUGAUGAUCUAGUGUCAAGGUCAUUUUUUCAACAUGUACCACAGCAGUAUUCUGAUAAGCCAAUUUUCACAAUGCAUGACCUUAUCCAUGACUUAGCAAACUUUGUCUCUGGAGAGUUCUGUAUUAGGUUGGAGAACAAUGAUGACGUAUUGGAAAAUGUCAGCAAGAGUCGCCACUUUUCGUGUAUGGAUGCAUCUGCCGCAAUUGAUCAAUGGGACAGUUUGUGUGAAGCCAAGUAUUUGAGAACCUUUCUAGUAUCAAGAUGUAACUACAAGCGUCCCAACUUAGAUUUUGAUAUAUUCCUGAAGCUUCAGUGUUUAAGGGUGCUCAAUUUAUCAGUACACAAAAUUGGUGAGCUGCCUUGUUCAAUUAGCAAGUUGAAGCAUCUAAGGCACUUUGACUUGUCUCACACAUCAAUUAAAAAGUUACCUGAUGAAAUGUGUACUUUAUAUAAUUUACAGACGUUGUUGUUGCGCGCUUGUAAAUCUCUAGUUGAGUUGCCAACUGAUUUGGGAAGAUUAAUCAACUUGCGUCAUCUCGAUAUUAGAGGCACAAAGAUAGAAAAGAUGCCACCAAGGAUGGGCAAAAUGAAAGAUCUCCAAACAAUAAGAGGUAAGUUUGUCCUAGACAAAUACACUGGUGGUAACAUUGUGGAGAUUAAAGAGCUUCAGCAGUUGCGCGGAACACUAUGCAUCUCGGGGCUUCGCAAUAUUGCGCAUGUCACAGAUGCCUUGGAGACCAAUAUGAGGAAGAAGAAGUAUUUGGAUGAAUUAGUUUUGGAAUGGGGAGGCAAGUCUGGUGACACCGACGAUACGCAAAAAGAUAGAGACGUGCUGGAGAACCUCCAACCUCAUACAAACCUAAAAAAACUCGAGAUUCGAUCUUAUGGCGGCACAAGAUUUCCAGGUUGGUUGGAAGAUCUUUCUAGUUUAUCUAAUCUGGUUCAUCUUCGACUUCUGGUUUGCGGAAAUUGUUUGUCCUUGCCUUCAGUUGAGCAGCUACCCUCCCUCCAAGAGCUUGAGAUUGAAGGAUUUAAUGGAGUGGUGACUGUGGGUUCUAAGCCUUUUCCCAAUCUUCGUCUGAAAUCUUGUCCCGAGGUAACCGGGGCAUUCAUGUUAUCCUGCUUCCCAAAGCUCGAAAGCCUCGAUUUGGAGGAUGUGAAUGUAGAAUCUCUUCAUUCCACUACAGUAGUCCUCUCCCUUGUCCGACUCACAAUAUCUUCAUGCCCAAAUUUUGUUUGUUUUCAAGAUGGAGGGCUGAAUGCGCCCAACUUGAAGACCAUGGAAAUCAAGAAACUGAGGUCAUUGCCGCAACACAUGCACAACAUUCUCCCAUCUCUCGGCUACUUGGAUCUAUUUGAUUGUCCAGAACUGGAAUCAUUUCCCGAAGGGGGACUGCCGUCUAAGUUGGUAGACUUUUACAUCUGGCGCUGCAAGAAACUCAUUGGAAACCGUAUGCAGUGGGGUCUACCAACACUCACCUCUCUUGAAAUCUUGUGGGUCGACUUGAGGGGAUGUGAACAAGUUGUAGAUUCAUUUCCAGACGAGGGGCUGCUGCCCCCCACUCUCUCACGACUCCAUAUCUGCGGUAUUUCGAAGCUGGACGGCAAGGGGUUUACACAACUCACCUCUCUUAAACAUUUGGAUAUUCACAAUUGCCCUGAACUCCGGUGCUUGCCAGAUGAAGGGCUACCCACUUCCCUUUCUUCUCUGGACAUCCAGAAUUGUCCUUUACUAGAACAACGUUGCCAGAGAGAGACAGGGGAAGAUUGGCCCAAGAUUGCUCACAUCAACAGAAUUGAACUCAAUUUCGAAGAUAUAUGAUAUGCAAUGUGAAAAUUUUCUCUGAAAAUGUUCCAGAGUGGUGAAAAGCUGUCAAGUUUUAUCAUGUGGGCAAUUUCCAGUGCUGUAGAAGCAGACUCUGCAACUAUGCUUCAUUCCAAUGAAUCUCAUCAAUGUUUCACUACUAUUCCAGAGGAAAAAGAGGUGUAUAAGAAUUCUUUGAUUUCAAAACUAUUGUGUUGGCUAACUGCAACUGUAAUUCUUGGGAAGCUUGACUGGACAUCCAGUGACGUGGAUCCUGAGUUCUCAAAAUGUUUGAAUUUAAAAAGUAUGCAGUCUUCAAUAACUCAUGCUGACAAGGCAUGUGGAGAAAGGGGCCGAAACGGAUAUGGUUGUGAAGAGAUCUUGGCAUCAGCAAUUCUGUACCUUCAACAGCUCUCUGGAACAAAUUACGAAAUGCUCCCGUCUGUCGCUGCUGCCCCCAGUCUUCUCCUUUCCAGUGCCUCCAUUUAUGCAGGUUUCUUGCAUGAAAAUGAAACCGUCCAAUUGCUUUGGCUGAAGAUGCAUUGCCCUAAUGAAGCUAAUCCUGCCUUGAGAUGGUCACUUGACCAGCCAUGGAAGGAUCCGAUGUUGGAAGUCACUGAUUCCCAGAAGAUGGAAGAACUCCAUGCUUGUGAAUCACCAUUUAGUUAUAUUUUCAUAUCUGCUAGGAAAACAAUCAUCAGAAUUUCAUGUUUCGUCAACACAGUAUAUAGAUAGAUUUGGUGUGUUUGAGUGGGAAAAAAGUAUCAUAACGUCUCAGAAAUGCUUGACAGAAAGCAGAUGAGGGUUCAUUUGACAUAUUCGGUCCAAUGUAAUCACCAGUCAUAUAUGUACAGCUAAAAAAGUUGAAGCAAACAAUAUGAUUGUUUUGGAAAGCAAUUGUCUUCACACUA